AACCAGCGAACACAGAGAGAGAGAGAGAGAGAGAGAGCUGCUUUAUUCUCUGUGGCUGCUCUCUUUCUCUUUUGGCAUUUGCCGUAUCGAUCGAACUCUGCUCCCUUCACCCAAUCGCAGCCGAAGAAGUUCCGCGAAGUAGCUCCGGAAAAUGAGCGGCUGCAAUAUCACCGUCAAGAGCACCGACAUGAAGGACGAACUGCAGAAGGAGGUCUUCGCCAUCUCAAAAGCCGCAUUCGAGAAGCACUGUGUAGAGAAGGACGUCGCCGAGUAUAUCAAGAAGGAGUUCGACAAGAAGCAUGGAUGCACCUGGCAUUGCAUCGUCGGUCGCAACUUCGGUUCCUAUGUGACCCACGAAACAAACCACUUUAUUUACUUUUACUAUGGUCAGAAGGCCAUUUUGCUGUUCAAAUCUGGAUGAUUUUAUCCUUCUGAGGUUGAUGUUGACCAGACGCUGAUGAUUCGACGCAAUUAUGGUGCUAUAAUUUGCUUCCGUAUGUAUUACACUGCACUGGACAACCAUCAGUAAAAGUAAGGACCUUCUGGUGCAUGAAGCUGUAUAUUAUUAUAUUGCACUUUGCCUGGCAUCUUAAUGUUCUCCUAAUUUAAACAUAUGAAUGAAGAAGGUAAUCAUGGUGU
Rhodamnia argentea is the source of this 639-nucleotide messenger RNA. Its product is annotated as dynein light chain 1, cytoplasmic. The record is from RefSeq and is a predicted model, not a curated record. Gene Ontology annotation, biological process: microtubule-based process. The coding region runs from base 152 to 421 and encodes 89 amino acids. Lineage: Eukaryota; Viridiplantae; Streptophyta; Magnoliopsida; Myrtales; Myrtaceae. Gene Ontology annotation, cellular component: dynein complex. Gene Ontology annotation, molecular function: dynein light intermediate chain binding; dynein intermediate chain binding. The transcript has 4 exons.